Messenger RNA from Calliphora vicina (urban bluebottle blowfly), 2492 nucleotides. Its product is annotated as kanadaptin. Bases 120 to 2216 code for a protein of 698 amino acids. The record is from RefSeq and is a predicted model, not a curated record. The transcript has 4 exons. Lineage: Eukaryota; Metazoa; Arthropoda; Insecta; Diptera; Calliphoridae. Gene Ontology annotation, molecular function: protein binding; mRNA binding.
UUAAUUUCUGACAGAACAAAUCGCUUUAGCUUUGGUCGAUAAUACCGGGCUCAUAAAUUUUGUUUAUUGUUUCUUCACGUAAAUAAACAAAUCCAGCUUAAAUUUAAUGAUAUUUUAAUAUGGAAGAAUUUAAAAAGCCUUGUUUACCGAUUGUUCCUGUUAAAGUGGACAAACCCGAAGUACCUUCUGAGAAACCUAAGGACAUUUCGGAAAAAUGUGAGGAAAGUAGUGCAGUCCCAAUAAAACCACAAAUCCCAACCCAAUUGUGUCCUUACAAAAUACCGCAUUGGUCAGAUAGACCUAGUGAUGAAAAUAACUAUAGUUUUGAAGUUUUAAAGUCUGGGCAAAUCAUAGACGAAGUAAAACAACUACAAAAUAAAGCAUACUGGACUUUUGGUAGAUUGCCGGAAAAUGAUAUUAUGAUGGCACAUCCUACUAUAUCUAGAUUCCACGCAAUUUUACAAUAUAGGCCAAAACUAGCAGACAAUUUAAACACAGAAAGAGAGAAUGAAGUUGAUUCCGAAAAGUCCAAUGAAGUUAAAAGUCCUCCGGAGGGUUGGUAUAUAUAUGACUUAGGUAGCACCCACGGUACCUUUUUGAAUAAACAGAGAAUACCUGUUAAAGUUUAUAUUCGAGUAAGGGUUGGCCAUAUGCUACGCUUAGGAGCUAGUACUAGAUCAUACAUUUUGCAAGGACCCUUUGAAGACGAAGAGCCUGCGUCAGAAUUAUCUAUUACUGAGCUUAAAGCUAAACGACAACAAGAUCUGGAACAAGCUGCUUUAGAGAAGAAACGUUUAACUGACGAAGCUAUUGAGAGGGCCAAAAGUGAAGGAUGCAGUUGGGGCAUGGGAGAAGAUGCUGACGAAGAAACCGAUUUAACGCACAAUCCCUUCGCCAGCUCAAACAAUGAAGAACUUUUUUUGGAUGACCCCAAAAAAACUUUACGUGGUUACUUCGAAAGAGAAGGUUUAGAAUUAGUGUACAAAUGUGACGAAAUGUCAGCUGGUUCAUUUGUAUGUCGUGUCGAAUUGCCUAUUGACGAUGCUAAUGGUCGUCCUAUAGUAGCUGAGGUUGUACACAAGGGCAAAAAGAAAGAUUGCGUUUUACAAUGCGCUUUGGAGGCUUGUCGUCAUUUAGAUCGCCAUGGUGUCUUGAGACAAGCAAAUCAAGAGCCAUUAAAGAGAAAACAAAAGACACAAGAUUCAGGUUCAGAUGACGAUGAGUUUUGGGAUCGUACUGGUGAUGUCGCUAGAAAGAAGCAAAGAAAGGCAAAUGCUAACAACAGUGUUACUUUAACCUAUGAAGAUUUGCUUAAACAAGAAAACGACAUCGAUGAACAAGUAAACCAAAUUGAAUUCAAAAUAAAUGAAUAUCACGAACAACAACAACUGUUGAAGGCACAGACAUUGGUAGAAGGAGAGGACUUGGACGCAUUUAUGGAAAAUUUGCAUGGAAAAGAAAUGAAAUUGGACAAAACGGAAAUUCGUAAACUAAGACUUGAAGAACAACGCUUAAAAUCUGAAAAACAAAGAAUACAAAGGCUUAUUAAAAUUGCAAAACCAAUCGAUUUGCCUUUUAGUAAACAAACGACAGAUAUAACUCAAUCUCAAGAACAAGGCCAGACCAAUGUUAAAAAACAUUUACCAAUGAUUGGUAAACGUAAUCAAUUCAGUAAAUUUAAAAUUGUAAAAGUUGAAGCAACGACUACAUCUAAAGUAUCAAAACCUGCAACAUUUUUCGACUCUGAUGAGGAGGAUAUAGAAGAGAAUGAAAAACGGGUUGAGAAAAAAUGUAAAGAAAGUUACCAUAGCGAAGAAAUUGUAUUGAAUAAAGACACCAUAAAUGAAAGUAAGGAAAUCACAGUAGAAAAGGUUGCAAACGCUGAAAAGGUAAAAGAAAAAUCCGCAAAUACACCAGAUAGUGAAAGUCAACCAAAUAAAACUUUAAAAACAAUUGAUGAUGAUAAAUGUGAUGAAAUUAAUGAGAAAAACCUAGAAGUUUCUCAGGAUUUAUCGGGAACUAUAGACAACAACCCCACAGAUACUGGUAGUAGUAAAAAACGUCGUCACCGCAUACGUCAGCGAGGUAAACGUCAAGAAGUUGAUAUGGAUGACGAUGUAGAAUAUGAAUCCUCUGAUAAAUAUGCCAAAUGGGUACCUCCAGAAAAUCAAACUGGUGAUGGUUUUACCGAUUUAAAUAAAAAGUUUGGUUAUUAAUUAAUGAGUUUUGAGUAAAAAUGCAAAUAUAUAACAAAUAUGACUGCUAAAUAAAUAUCAUGUUUUUUGUUUAUAAUUGUAGUAUUAUUUUAUCUUUAAUUAAUAUAAAAAAUCAAUUUUGUAGAUAUUCAAAAAACAAUGAUAGAAAAUUUUAAUUAAAAUUCAAAUUACCAAACUAAAAUCAACGAGUCUUGGCCAUGUUUUUACUUAUCCAAAUGUAAAUUUAUUUCAAUCAGCAAUAAACGAAUUUUAGCACAAAGUUUAUAUUCUUAACAA